Chelonia mydas (Green sea turtle) is the source of this 6193-nucleotide messenger RNA. RefSeq names its product zinc finger MYND-type containing 8 (gene ZMYND8). The coding region runs from base 1107 to 4838 and encodes 1243 amino acids. The record is from RefSeq and is a predicted model, not a curated record. Gene Ontology annotation, molecular function: protein binding. The transcript has 23 exons. Gene Ontology annotation, biological process: regulation of DNA-templated transcription. NCBI's taxonomy places the organism in Eukaryota, Metazoa, Chordata, Testudines, Cheloniidae.
GUCCUCAUGAGUGACAUUGACUCUAGCUAAUGAAAUGAGUCAGGGGGCGGGAGCUGUGUGACUCCACCUGCAGUGGGUGUGGCUUACAGAAGACAACUAAGGCGACCCUUCAGGGGAGGGGUUGGAGCGGUCGCUAAGGGUUGCCUCCCUCUUGUGGGUGGAGCUCUGAGCGCGCGCUGCUCUAUACUGUCCUUGUAUCGGUGUGGCUGCAGCAGGCCUCAGCGCGCUGCUUCGCCUCAGUCCUAGCAGCCGGUGGCUCCAUGGAGGCGACAGGUCCUAGUAGGCAGCGCUCCAUCUUGAUCCCUAUGUUGGGGUGCCCCUUCUGGAGCUGACAGACCCAUCCCAGUGGGAGGCGGCUCCAUGGAGAAGGCAGGUUUCACCAUGCACUGAGCUAUCGUAAUCGCAGCCGGGUGGGGCCACCUCAGAGGCCGGGUGGCUCUCGGGCUGCGUGACACUCAUGAGCUGAGUGGCCUAGGUCUCUUCCUUACCGUGGGAGGUACGCAGAGCUCGGGUCCCAGCCAGCAAUGCUCUGUCUUAAAACAAGCAGCACCGCAGCCACUACAAAAAUACAACAGCUUUUUCCAGCCUGCAGCUCUUCCUAUCUGGGCUAAGCGGCUGGGCUUCCAUCGUUGGUGCUGUUGCUGACAGACAGACCUGAUUGAAAAAUGGGACUGCUGGGUGCCUGAAUUGUGAAACUCUACUUUUCUCAAAUGUGGGGAGGAACUUUCAUUGAAAUGUCAGGCUUUUUUCCAACUAGUCAAAAAUUCAUUGAAACUUUGAAGAGUUUUCAAGGGCUGUAGUGUUGGACAAUAGCUCAGAGGGAACGUUCUGGAACUUCCCAUACUCAACUAAGGAAAACCAUUGUCAGUUGACUGAGAAGCAAACAAUCGAGUCUUGAAAGGGCAUCCUAGAGAAAGGCUUGAGUGAAGGAUACUUCAUCAGUAUUGUGAAAUAAUUCAGGCGAUGGGGAAAUAAAAGAUUUUUGGCCCCAUCCUAAAAUCAAAUAAAGCGUGGAGCCUUUCAAUCCAUGCUGAACUUGAACUGACUUCAGUGAACCUGUGUGGCAGCGCAAGGCUCCACUCACAUGAAUCCAAUGGUGAAUUUAAAUGGGAAGUGAAAAUUUUCAAACAAGUAUUUGUAGAGGAGAAAAUCUCUUCAGCAGUCCUAAAAAAACAAGAAUUAGCAUCCAACACAUCUCAAGAUACAGCUACCGGAGGAAUCUGGGAACAGACCUAUUCAGUAUCAUUUUAUCAGAAAUUCACUUGGCUGAAGAGGAAAUAAAAGCAGAGCAGGAGGUGGUGGAGGGGAUGGAUAUCUCCACUCGAUCCAAAGAUCCUGGCUCUGCCGAACGCACAGCACAAAAGAGGAAGUUUCCCAGCCCUCCACACUCUUCCAAUGGCCAUUCCCCGCAAGAUGCAUCUACGAGCCCUAUUAAAAAGAAAAAGAAACCUGGCCUAUUGAACAGUAACAAUAAAGAGCAGUCAGAACUAAGACAUGGUCCGUUUUACUAUAUGAAGCAGCCACUCACCACAGACCCUGUUGAUGUUGUACCACAGGAUGGACGGAAUGAUUUCUAUUGCUGGGUUUGUCAUCGGGAAGGCCAGGUCCUCUGCUGUGAACUCUGUCCUCGGGUUUAUCAUGCUAAGUGUCUGAAACUGACAGCGGAACCAGAGGGUGAUUGGUUUUGCCCAGAGUGUGAGAAAAUUACUGUAGCAGAAUGCAUAGAAACGCAGAGUAAAGCUAUGACAAUGCUCACCAUUGAACAGCUAUCAUACUUGCUCAAGUUUGCACUACAGAAAAUGAAACAGCCAGGGACAGAGCCAUUUCAAAAGCCAGUUUCACUGGAUCAACACCCAGAUUAUGCAGAAUAUAUCUUUCAUCCAAUGGACCUUUGUACAUUAGAAAAGAAUGUUAAAAAGAAAAUGUAUGGUUGCACUGAAGCAUUUUUGGCUGAUGCCAAAUGGAUUUUGCACAAUUGCAUUAUUUACAAUGGGGGAAAUCACAAAUUGACACAAACAGCAAAAGUCAUAAUCAAAAUCUGUGAACAUGAGAUGAAUGAAAUCGAAGUGUGUCCAGAAUGUUAUUUAGCUGCUUGCCAAAAACGAGAGAACUGGUUUUGUGAGCCUUGUAGCAAUCCCCACCCUUUGGUCUGGGCUAAACUCAAAGGCUUUCCAUUCUGGCCUGCUAAAGCACUGAGGGAUAAAGAUGGGCAAGUCGAUGCCCGUUUCUUUGGCCAACAUGACAGGGCCUGGGUUCCAAUAAAUAAUUGCUACCUCAUGUCUAAAGAAAUUCCUUUUUCUGUGAAAAAGACUAAAAGCAUCUUCAACAGUGCAAUGCAAGAGAUGGAGGUUUAUGUGGAGAAUAUUCGUAGAAAGUUUGGAGUAUUUAAUUACGCACCUUUCCGGACACCGUAUACUCCCAACAACCAAUACCAAAUGUUAUUAGACCCUACAAACCCAGCAGCUGGAACUGCAAAGACAGACAAACAAGAGAAAAUCAAACUGAACUUCGACAUGACAGCAUCACCCAAGAUUCUAAUGAGCAAAUCUAUGCUGAGCAACACUGGUCGAAGGAUUUCCUUGACAGAUAUGCCACGGUCACCAAUGAGUACAAACUCAUCAGUUCACACUGGAUCCGACGUUGAACAGGAUGCAGAGAAAAAAGCAACCUCCAGUCAUUGUAGUGCAAGUGAAGAGUCCAUGGACUUCAUUGACAAGAGUUCAGCUUCUCCAGCACCAGCAAGGACGGGCCAAACAGGGAGCUUAUCAGGCAGCCCAAAACCUUUCUCUCCUCAAGCCUCAACACCUAUUGCUGCUAAGCAAGAAAGAACUUCCACUCCAGGAAGCAUUCUGAACCUUAACCUUGAUCGCAGCAAAGCUGAGAUGGAUCUGAAAGAACUGAGUGAAUCAGUCCAGCAGCAGUCCACACCUGUGCCGCUAAUUUCACCAAAACGACAGAUUCGCAGCAGGUUCCAACUUAAUCUUGACAAGACAAUAGAGAGUUGUAAAGCACAGUUAGGAAUCAAUGAAAUCUCUGAAGAUGUUUAUAACGCAGUAGAACAUAGUGACUCUGAGGAUUCUGAAAAAUCAGACACUAGUGACAGUGAAUAUAUCAGUGAUGAUGAACAGAAAUCAAAGAAUGAUCAGGAAGAUGGAGAGGACAAAGAAAGUGGAAAAAGUGACAGAGAGUCACUGACCAUGAAAAAAAAACCUAAACCCUCAGCUCCUGCUGAAGUCAAAGAGGAACUUAAAAGCACAAGUCCGGGAGUGGAGAAAACAGAUGUCCCUGUCAAAGAAAAGGCGAAUACAGACUCUGAGAAAGACUUUUCUGAAAAGGGAAAAAAUUUGCAGCAUCCCGCAAAAGAAAAACUGAAAGGUAAAGAUGAGACAGACUCUCCAACUGUGCAUCUGGGUCUGGACUCUGAUUCAGAGAGUGAACUUGUCAUCGAUCUGGGGGAAGAUCCUUGUGGGCGUGAGGGACGGAAAAACAAGAAAGAAUCUAAAGAACCACCUCCUAAGCAAGAUGUUGUAGGUAAAGUUCCACCUUCUUCCAGUGCAAGCAGUCAGCCUCCACCUGAAACUCCUGUGCUUACCCGGUCUGCAGCCCAAACUCCACCAGCUGGAGUCACAGCUACUACCAGUGCUACUUCUACUGUCACUGCUCCAGCAGCAGCCACAGGGAGCCCUGUGAAAAAGCAGAGGCCACUUCUACCUAAGGAAACAGCCCCUGCUGUGCAGCGAGUAGUGUGGAAUUCUUCAAAUAAAUUUCAGACGUCGUCUCAGAAAUGGCACAUGCAAAAGGUACAGAGGCAACAGCAGCAGAGCCAGCAGUCUCAACAAUCACAACAACCUCAGUCUUCUCAAGGGACAAGAUAUCAGACAAGACAGGCAGUAAAAGCUGUACAGCAAAAAGAGAUCACCCAGAGCACUUCCACAUCAACUAUCACCUUAGUUACAAGUACUCAGCCUGUUUCUAUGGUUACCAGUUCUGGAUCUUCAAGUACACUUUCUUCUUCAAUUAAUACAGAUUUGCCAAUAGCAACAGCUUCAGCUGAUGUGGCAGCAGAUAUUGCAAAGUACACUAGCAAAAUGAUGGAUGCAAUAAAAGGAACAAUGACUGAAAUAUAUAACGAUCUUUCCAAAAAUACCACUGGAAGUACAAUAGCUGAGAUUCGUCGUUUGAGAAUCGAAAUAGAGAAACUUCAAUGGUUACAUCAGCAGGAACUCUCAGAAAUGAAACACAAUCUUGAAUUGACAAUGGCAGAGAUGCGGCAAAGUCUCGAGCAGGAGCGUGAUCGUUUGAUUGCUGAAGUAAAGAAGCAGCUGGAGUUGGAGAAGCAGCAAGCUGUGGAUGAAACCAAGAAGAAGCAGUGGUGUGCCAACUGCAAGAAAGAGGCCAUCUUCUACUGCUGCUGGAAUACCAGCUACUGUGACUACCCCUGCCAGCAAGCUCACUGGCCUGAGCAUAUGAAAUCCUGCACACAGUCAGCUACUGCAACACAACAAGAAACAGAUACAGAAAUGAACUCAGAAACAUUAAAUAAAUCGUCCCAGCCCAGCUCCAGUGCACAGCCUCCAUCCACAGAAACAGCCAGCACCCCAAAGGAAAAGGACAGUGCAGCUGAUAAAAACAAAGACUGUGUUACAAUAGCAACAGGUGUGACAAGCAACCAGCCUAUAAAACUGGUCCAGGUACCGCAGACCACCACCUAUAUUCCAACUACUCAACCCACAAUUACCAUUCCUGUAGUGGUAAGUCCUUCUGCUGGGACAGUGGCAAUGAGAACUGGAGUUCAGUAUGUUCAGACCACAAUGCCAGUCCAAGUACGAAGAGUCUAACUACUAACAAGAAGCCCAGGCGACUGUUGGAAUAAAUAACUAAUAAAAAUCUGUCUAAUAGAAAUGUGAAAUAAACACAGUUCUUUGGAUUAACCUCAAAGGUUCAGACUUUAGCUUUGUAUAUGUGUACAAAGCAUUAACUACACUACAUUAAUGUAAAGCAUUAGCGCUGGCUUUAAAAAGCUGAGGACAGGUAAGAUCCAUGUUAAAUCUAUGCUUCGGUUGUAAAUAAUGUACAAUUUGUGGAUGUCAUUAAAGUUAGAGUACCAUCUCCUUUUUAUAUUUGUAUUGACUUUAACUUAUAAAGAGUGUUUGAAGUUGGUAAAGGAAAGACUAAAACAGCCUUAUCAUGAACGAACAUUGAAAACUGGACUUAAGGAACUGCAGUUGCACAUAAAAUCACUUACUUUUUAGUUAUCAAGAGAGAAUCUGAUCUUCUUAAUUUGCAUUUGGUAAUUAAAACAAUUGUGCACUUUGAAACUCAAUUAAAAUUUCUUUUUGUGCAACUAAAGUUAAAAAUGUACCUUUUAAAAAUUCAUUUUAUUAGGCAAAUUAUGAAAUUUCCAAUCUGUGGACCUGAAGUACACAAAGAGGGUAUUUUUUGUUUUUUACAGUGACCAGAUUGUUAAAAAUGAAUAUUGUUUACAGGAAACAGCUUAAAUUUCAUUCAGCCUAACAGCAGAAGAGUAGAAAGAAUAAUACCAACUAGUUGGUAACAUGAUUUCUGAUCAGUAGUAUCAGAUGUGAGAAAGGUGGAUUUUUUUCCUAUGGUUCAUAGUUCAGUUUUUUUUAAAAUCCUCUAUAAAGAACUUUGAAAUGCUUUUCAAAUGGAACAAGAACUUGAUUUGGAGAAGACUAUGUAUCAGGAAACAUGGGCAAAGGACUUUUGAUGCUGGGCUAGAGCAUGUAUUAUUUAUAUGAUGGAAUUUAUGUUUUUAUGUAAGCAUGAAACAGUACAGUAUGAGAGAAAGUAACCCAUGAAAAUUCUGUCUGUUACACUUAUACUGUAGUAUCAUUUUGUAUGUUGUGUAAAACGAAAGCAUUGAACAAAGCAAAGGUGAUGUAUGUAUAUGAGAAAAUUAACUGUAUUAUAUCAUUCCAGUACAUUUUGUUGUACAUUUUAGUCAUGUUGAUUUCUCCCAUUGUUUAUAAAAGGAUGCAGUUUGUACAGUCUCCAGCUAGUUACCCACAUUAGAGGAAGAAAAAAAUCGAGAACAGAAUAUUCGUGAAUUGCAGUUGUGUCAAAAAUAGCCUAGCUGGCCUUAUUUGUGAAGCAUAAUUGCUUUUAGCAUAUGGAAGUAUUUUUUCACAUUUUCUUUGUAUAAAAUUUGUAUUAAACUUAAAUAUCUUUUUGA